UGCCCUAAGUGAAACUACGGCAUCGAUAGUGAAUUUAACUAUAUGGGAAAAUUAAUAUCGAACGAUUCGACGAUAACAAAUACUUUUUGCGUACAAAGUAUCAAGAAAUAAUAUACUUUAAAAAGCGAUGGAGUUAGAUGAAGCAAUGGCGUAGGUAAUCGGUACGGUGUAAAAGGAGUGUCGAUUUGGCAAACUAUUUCGACAAUCAAGAAGAAAUGUCGAACCGCGAUCCGGACAAUUUGAUGGCCACGAAUGACGAUAAUUUCGACUAUUUGUUUAAGAUCGUGCUGAUCGGCGAUUGUGGAACGGGUAAAACGUGUGUCGUUCAAAGAUUUCGAUCUGGUACAUUUAUCGAGAGACACGGAAGCACGAUUGGCGUGGAUUUUUCCAUGAAAACUGUACUGAUCGAUGACAAGAAAGUCAAGUUGCAAAUAUGGGACACGGCUGGCCAAGAGAGAUUUCGUACGAUAACUCAAAGUUACUAUAGAUCUGCCAAUGGUGUUAUCGUAGUUUAUGAUAUUACAAAGAGAUCAACUUUCUUAAGUUUACAACAUUGGGUCGAAGAAGUAAGAAGGUAUACUUCAUCGCAUGUGUUGUUAGUCUUAGUUGGUAAUAAAUGUGAUUUAGAAAGUCUACGAGAAGUUGAGACGGGGGAGGCAGAAGCUCUUUGUCAAUACCUUCCCGAAGUGUUACAAGUAGUGGAAACAUCAGCCAAAGAAAAUACCAAUAUAGAUUCUGUAUUUUUCUACCUGGCAUCUGAGCUCAAAAGACGACACGAAAAUCGACAAAUAAACGCUAACGAAGAUGAAACCGUCAGACUUGGCGCAGGACGAAAAUUGUCCAACUGCUCUGGUUGUUCGUACAAAAUAUUUUAAAUAAUGGCUCUUAAACAAUUAGCGUAUCAUUUAAAUUUCAAACUUGUACAUAAAACAAGAAAACAGAGUACAAUAUUUUUAUAAUAAUACAAGUAAUGUGAUAUUAAAAUCUUUCAAAUUUGUUAUACCUAGUGUCUUAGAAUAAGACAUAAAGAAUAAGUAAUAUGCUGUUUGAUAAUAACAAAAGAAGAGUAACUAUAGUAACGAGCCAGUAUUUUAUAUAAUUUAUUAUUUAAUUACAAAACAAUUUACUCGCUAGAUGUAUAUUGUACCAAUCCGAUAAAUUAUUGUUGCAUCUACAAUUUUACCACAAUUUUACAUUAAAUUUUA
Colletes gigas is the source of this 1205-nucleotide messenger RNA. RefSeq names its product ras-related protein Rab-43 (gene Rab19). Gene Ontology annotation, molecular function: GTP binding; GTPase activity. Gene Ontology annotation, biological process: protein secretion; regulation of exocytosis. Lineage: Eukaryota; Metazoa; Arthropoda; Insecta; Hymenoptera; Colletidae. The record is from RefSeq and is a predicted model, not a curated record. The transcript is spliced from 5 exons. The coding region runs from base 216 to 875 and encodes 219 amino acids.